Molecule: messenger RNA, 1125 nt
Organism: Penicillium psychrosexuale
Lineage: Eukaryota; Fungi; Ascomycota; Eurotiomycetes; Eurotiales; Aspergillaceae
Exons: 4
Coding region: 1-1125 (374 amino acids)
Biological process (GO): transmembrane transport
Cellular component (GO): membrane
Molecular function (GO): transmembrane transporter activity
Source: RefSeq, a predicted model, not a curated record
AUGUCGGUGCUGCCUCUGCUUUUUCUCGGUCUUCUUGUUUUCCAGCUAGACCGCAUGAACAUUGCGAGCGCAUUGACUGGUGGCUUCGCCGCUGAUAUCAACGUUUCACAGUCCACAAUCAAUUUGGGAAAUCAGCUCAUGUUUAUGGGUAUCGUGGUGUUUGAGAUACCAUGUAAUAUGGCCUUACAACGAAUUGGUCCUCGCAAGUGGAUUUCGGCCCAGGUCUUUCUCUUCGGCUUACUUGCUACCAUGCAAGUAUUUGUCCACAAUCGAGGAUCUUUCUUGGCUAUACGGCUGCUUCUAGGGUUCGCUGAGGCAGGGUAUAUUCCCGGUGCAGUCUAUACUUUGUCGUCGUGGUAUACGAAAAGAGAAUUGGCUAAGAGAGUUGCCAUUUUCUUCUUUGGGAUGUUUGGCGGCAACGCUCUAAGUCCUAUCCUAGCCUCUGGCAUUCUGCUUCUUGAUGGUCGACACGGCAUUCGAGGAUGGCGAUGGCUCUUCCUAAUUGAGGGACUAUUCACUAUAUCUGUCUCAUUCCUCCUAUUACUAUUUCUACCUGGAUCACCCGAUCUCACCCGGCCAUUAUUGAGCCCGGGGAUUAUCAAAUUCACAGAUUCCGAGAAGGAGAUUCUUCAAAAACGACUCGAAUACGACAAUGGCGGAAGUACUGAGGGCGCGUAUGGCGAGCACAUUCCGUUGAAAGUUGUCUUCCGUACUGUGUGCUGCUACCGUCGCUGGCCGCACUUUAUUUCUACAUUCGUCGUGUUUUCGACAUGGAGUCCUCUAACCACCUACACGCCGUCUAUCAUCAUGUCACUCGGCUUUGACAGAACAGCAGCAAACGCGCUAGCUGCAGUCGGCGCAUCCCUAUCACUUGGAGUUGUAUUCUUCUUCGCCUACAUGAGUGAUCGGACCAACCUCAGAGGUGCGACUGUGAUUGCUGCUCAAGCCUGCUACCUCAUUGUGUUGAUAGUAAAUUUCAAGGUCCAGCCCCAUGUCGGUAAAUGGUCGCGUUGGGGACUUUGGACUGCUGUGAACAGUUUCGCUGUGGGAUAUCAUCCCAUACAUAACUUUUGGGUCCAGAUCAACUGUCGAGAUCCGAGGGAGCGGAGUAUCAGCAUCGCGUGA